AUGGGCGUCGUCUUGACGAAGAUCCUGCAGCGCUUUUUGCUCACGAAAUACGACCAACGCAUCUUGAUACUCGGGUUGGAUGCGGCCGGUAAGACAACCAUUCUCUACAAGCUGAAGCUGGGCGAAGUGGUCACCACGAUACCCACAAUCGGCUUCAACGUAGAGACCGUGGAGCACAAGAGCUUGUCAUUCACUGUGUGGGAUGUGGGAGGCCAAGACAAGAUUCGCCAUCUUUGGCGCCAUUACUACCAGAAUACGCAAGGCGUGAUCUAUGUGGUUGACAGCAGCGACCGAGACCGCAUCGACACGGCCCGCGAUGAGCUCACCAAAUUAUUGAAUGAAGAGGAGUUACGUCAUGCAGUGCUUCUGGUCUUCGCAAACAAACAAGACCUGCCCAAUGCCAUGACUGCAGCAGAAGUCACCGAGAAGUUGGGGCUGCAGGACCUGGAGCAGCGGCGAUGGUUCAUCCAGUCGGCUAGUGCCACGACAGGACACGGUCUGCACGAGGGUCUGGACUGGCUCUCCCAGACGAUGUGCUCAAAGUCCUAA
This is a messenger RNA of Symbiodinium sp. CCMP2456, 549 nucleotides long. The record is from the annotation of a GenBank genome assembly. Lineage: Eukaryota; Dinophyceae; Suessiales; Symbiodiniaceae.